UAUUCGUCGUUUGUUGAUCUUACAGAUCUUUGAAGUUUACGUUUAUAGUUUGUGUUGUGUUUGUACUUUGGAGUGUGUCAAGAAUUUUGUUAUUUUACUAGGCCCUGUAUAAAUUCGUGUUGUUAAACUAUUUAAUAUUUUAAUGUCAUUCACACUCAGGUUGAUCAGAUGUCACUGUUUCCAGCCUACAAACCAAGUACUUCAACAGUUGAUUGUGAUACCUUAAAUAUUGAUGUACCUUCAAGUAGGCCUACUCAUGAAGUUAUAACAAACAGUCCAGAUUUGUCAUGGCUUAAAAAUACAAGUUACUCCAUUGAAGCCAAAGAGUUCAAUCAUGAGGCUAAACAGAGCUGCAAUGAAGAGAAAGAUAAAACAUCAAAACCUGAAGACAAAGAACGUAAUAGGGGCAAAACUAAAAAGAAGAAGAAACCCGACAAAAGAGAGAAAAGGUUAAGGCAAAAGACAGCGUCCUCGAAGUUCUCUACAACUUCACAUGGAUCAUCAAAGUGCAUUGAAAACGACCGAUUUUAUGAAGACAAGAUUCAAGACAAAGGAAACUUUUUAGUGGACACUCUCUACCGCCCAGCCAUUCCUAGGUACAACAAGUACAAUCAAUAUUUUAAGAUUUAUAAACUGAGGAAGAAAACAAUAAAAAAAUAUAAGAAACACAAGCGUUAUUAUUUGGUGCAAUUAAUUAAACGUGAAGCCUCUUUGGACUCAGAAGAUUCCUUUUCAAAAGAAGAAGAGUUAUCAAAAAUAACUAAGGAUUUCAACCAGAAGCUAGCAGAAACUCCAAGUGAUAUUGAAACAUGGUUGGAUUAUGUUCGUUUUCAGAACACUGUGUUGGACUUUGAGAAGACAUAUCGCAGUGGCUCUGUGGGAGGUACACAUGUGAUGUCACAAAGACAGUUGGCCAUCCUGGAGCGAGCAUUGCAACACAACCCUGCCAACCCUCGCCUGCUGACCAUGAGACUACAGCUGCUGGAGCUCACACUUCCACCCGACCAGGUUGCAGAUGAGUGUAGCCGCGCCCUGGUGCAGGAUCCCGGCUGUGUCCCACUGUGGCGAGCUCUGAUACGCACGUCUCGUAAUAACAUGGCUCUAUGUGUGGCACCUGCAGUACUGCAACAGUUUUCCAAGGCUCUCUCCAGACUUGGCCAGCUUAGAGUUCAUCGACCUCCUGGCUUCAUUGAAAAAGAUAUACUGAACCUGAUGUUGGAGUGUGGACUGUUCCUACAACAAGCAGGCCUGUGGGAACAGCUGAUAACCCUGCUGCAAAUGUAUCUGAGUCUCAGUCUUACUGCCUCCGGUCAGUUUACUCUCCCAGCUCAGCCUCAAGAAAAUCAAACUAGAGAACAAGAAGACUUAAUACUGUCCAGUGGGCUCCCACUCAGCGUACUUUGGCUAAGGAUAGAGAAGCUAAGAGCUGCUUAUCAUUACCUACCCUCAGCCAAUGCUGGGGCUGAUCCUCAGAGGGUCGUGUUUUCCGAAGACUUGGCAGGAUUGGUACAGCCUGUGAUGGGAGAAGAGCUGCAACUGCAGUUAGUCGCUGUUGUGUUCAAUUUGCUCAAAAUUCCCCUUCUACCUACCAGACACUCCACUCUGGAAUGUAUUGGCCUUCUUCAGAUCCCUUCCUCCUUCAGUAAUGUGGAAGUACUAUUAGCAGCUGCUUAUCCCUCUGGAUUUUCUUCACUGACCGACUGUAGGUACUUAUCUGGCAGCAUAGAGCUGGUGUGUGAGCCACAGUUUGUGAAGGAGUCUCCAGGCCAGAUAGAGUUCCUCAGCACUGUGACCAGCCUGCUGCAGAACUGCGCUGAGCUGUUGCCUACUGCUGAUGCUAAUAGACUGGUUGUGUUAGGUAGGUACUUAUCUGGCAGCAUAGAGCUGGUGUGUGAGCCACAGUUUGUGAAGGAGUCUCCAGGCCAGAUAGAGUUCCUCAGCACUGUGACCAGCCUGCUGCAGAACUGCGCUGAGCUGUUGCCUACUGCUGAUGCUAAUAGACUGGUUGUGUUAGGUAGGUACUUAUCUGGCAGCAUAGAGCUGGUGUGUGAGCCACAGUUUGUGAAGGAGUCUCCAGGCCAGAUAGAGUUCCUCAGCACUGUGACCAGCCUGCUGCAGAACUGCGCUGAGCUGUUGCCUACUGCUGAUGCCAUCAUUGUCCACAUGUGGCUUAUGAGGCUGUACGCUUUACUCUGUCGACUACACCAUCUAGAGCUGGGAGCUGUGCCUGCAUCCAUACAGAAACAGGCCAGAAGUCAAGCCAAAAAACUUCUCAAACAGCCUCAGUUCAGAGACAACCUAUUGCUCUACAGUGAAUAUGCUAUGAUAGAGAGAGCAUCAGGAGAGCUAGACAGAGCCUGCAAGGUGCUAGAGACUGCUUCUUCUCUACCCUCACAGUCGGAACAGCAACACACAAAUGUACACCAAGUAUUGCUGAGGAGAAGACAGGCUGAGUGUCUACUGCUGAUUGACUACACUGCUAACAAACAGUCAGCAGUGAAGGUGUUGGUGUCAGCUCAGCCUUGUGAUGUAGCAGCCUUGGUUGACCAGUGGCGCCCUCUGGCUGGUGAACCUCUCACUUUAUCUGCAGCCCUCUCGCCUCAGCUCCUUGUAGAGAGCCUCGCUUGUCACUCCCUCCAUCUCUCCCUCACUCACUCGGUGUGGGAUGCUACUGGGUUCCUGCAACAGUGUAUAGAUACUAUACCUCACACCAGCGGUACACUUGGAAGUGCCUGGGUAGAACAACUGUACGAAGUACUGACAGAUCUUUUGUACUUACACACUAAACACAAUAAGUCCGGCUUUGCUGUGCUGCGCUCUUCAUUAACAAAGGCCCUUGAUAUCUUCCCCAACAACGUAACUCUACUUAACACAUUGGCUUGUUUAGAGACUGGCAGUAGUGGAGGCAGCCCUGUGUGGAAACUUGUCAGCUACUUUCCACGAAGUGUUCCUUUGGCUCGGCUGGUCCUGGUGUUUGUCGUGCGACACAGGAUAUCCAACCAGGCGUCUAGUACUGGUAGGGCUUUCUUGAAGAACUUGCUGCGCCAGUUGGCAGAGGAGGAAGUGACCAGACAGUGUCCACUGGUCUGGCGUCUCUACCUACAGCUCGUGGCAGCACAGGAGUCUGACACACAAGUCAAAGCCACUUUCUAUAAAGCAUUGCAAGCUUGUCCAUGGUUUAAGGCUUUGUAUAUUGAUGCAGUCAAGUUCUUGCCAGAAGAGUUGCCGGAAGUUCAGGACUUAUUGAUAGAAAAAGAACUGCGUCUCCACACUACACCUGAGGAGCUGGAAAUACUCCGGGAUUAAACAAAUUUGUGUGUCUUAUAGUGUAAUAUAUUAACUAUAAAAUACUACACAUGCAGAAUUUGUUAUUUAUCUUUUGUAUAUUUUUUUCUUUUUGG
Messenger RNA from Macrosteles quadrilineatus (aster leafhopper), 3401 nucleotides. RefSeq names its product nuclear exosome regulator NRDE2. Gene Ontology annotation, molecular function: protein binding. The record is from RefSeq and is a predicted model, not a curated record. Bases 169 to 3306 code for a protein of 1045 amino acids. Gene Ontology annotation, cellular component: catalytic step 2 spliceosome. NCBI's taxonomy places the organism in Eukaryota, Metazoa, Arthropoda, Insecta, Hemiptera, Cicadellidae. Gene Ontology annotation, biological process: regulatory ncRNA-mediated post-transcriptional gene silencing; negative regulation of RNA catabolic process. The transcript is spliced from 18 exons.